Messenger RNA from Lucilia cuprina (Australian sheep blowfly), 938 nucleotides. It is a transcript of the gene SelT, whose product is annotated as thioredoxin reductase-like selenoprotein T homolog CG3887. Gene Ontology annotation, biological process: cell redox homeostasis. Gene Ontology annotation, molecular function: thioredoxin-disulfide reductase (NADPH) activity. Bases 115 to 720 code for a protein of 201 amino acids. The record is from RefSeq and is a predicted model, not a curated record. Gene Ontology annotation, cellular component: endoplasmic reticulum membrane. Lineage: Eukaryota; Metazoa; Arthropoda; Insecta; Diptera; Calliphoridae. The transcript is spliced from 3 exons.
AAUCUCAUUAAAAGAAAAAAAGUCGUGUAAUUGAUUGAUUGAAUUUCGUUUUUUUAAUCAUUUGGUGAAAAUUUUACUCUUAAACUCUUUAAUAAAAAGUAAAAUAACUAAAUAAUGGGCUUAUUAGGAGGACGCAACAUAUCGCUAGCAUUUUGUAUAUGCAUAGCCUUUGUCUUAAUUGGCAGCAUAAAUGUAGAGGCCGAAAAAGAAAUUCCGACAACAAAGUUUGGACAAAAUGUUGGGGGACCCACCAUGACUUUCUUAUAUUGCUAUUCCUGUGGCUAUCGCAAAGCUUUUGAGGAUUAUGUUAACAUACUAUCAGAGAAAUAUCCACAAAUUUCAGUGACAGGUGGCAAUUAUGAUCCACCCGGCAUGAAUAUGUAUUUUUCGAAAUUAAUAUUUGCUGUGAAAAUCUUACUCAUUGUUGUGAUAGUAUCAUCUUUUGAUAUAUUUGGAGCUAUUGGUCAAGCCACUCCCAGCUGGUGGCGUCAUUUGCUGGACAAUAAAUUGUAUGCCUGUAUGAUGAUAUUUUUCGUAGGCAAUAUGUUAGAGGGUCAGUUGGUCUCUUCCGGAGCCUUUGAGAUUUCAUUAAAUGAUGUGCCUGUUUGGUCAAAACUACAAACUGGUCGUAUACCCGCUCCCCAAGAGCUUUUCCAAAUCAUCGACAAUCAACUGCAAUUUGGCGAUAAAAUACAAGAAAAUCCCGAAUUUGUGAAAUAAUAAUUAACUUGUAGCUGCUCUUACAAAACAGCACAUUUGUAACAAUUUUUAAGACUUCAUCAGCAAAUUUAUCAAAAGAAAUUGUAUUUUGUUUAAUUUUUCAAUUUUUAUUAGACUUAGGUUUAAAUGCAAAUAUUUCUUUAGACCGACCCCUUCUUCCUAGUCUCGUGUUGUAAAGGAAGUGUUUUAAUAAAAAGUGUUUUAAUGUAAAACUUUAA